Falco peregrinus (peregrine falcon) is the source of this 3367-nucleotide messenger RNA. RefSeq names its product torsin family 3 member A (gene TOR3A). The record is from RefSeq and is a predicted model, not a curated record. Gene Ontology annotation, cellular component: endoplasmic reticulum lumen; nuclear envelope. Bases 1 to 1185 code for a protein of 394 amino acids. Gene Ontology annotation, molecular function: ATP binding; ATP hydrolysis activity. NCBI's taxonomy places the organism in Eukaryota, Metazoa, Chordata, Aves, Falconiformes, Falconidae. The transcript has 6 exons.
AUGUGCCGGCACCCGGGGCUGGCCUGCUGCCUGCUGCUGCUGCUGGGCGGCGGGGGGGGCCGGGGGACCGCCUGGGCGGGGGAGCAGGGCCCCGUGGCGGCGGGGGGAGCGUGGGGCGGGGCGAGGUACGAAGCCGUGAAGCAGCACUUGGGAGCCGUGGGGGCUCUCUCCGAGCGGUAUUGGCGGUACCUGGCCUGCAAGGUGUGGCAGGAGGGCUGCGAGGAGGAGGAGGGAGAGCCCGGCCCCAGCCCAGGCUGGAGCUUGCCUCUGGUGGGUCAGGAUUACCUGGCCAUCCUCUCUGCCUGGUACUGCAGCUUCAGCGAGUGCUGCAAGACGGGAGACUGCAGGAUCGUCAACAACAUCACAGGGCUGGAAGCAGACCUCGCCGGGCAGCUCCACGGGCAGCACGUGGCCAAAGAAGUGGUGGUGCGGGCAGUGCAAGGGUUCCUGCAGAGCCCGCGGCCGGAGAAGGCGCUGGUCCUCUCCUUCCAUGGCUGGUCCGGCACAGGCAAGAAUUUUGUGGCGCGGAUGGUGGCCAGUCACCUGUACCGGGAUGGGCUGAAGAGCAUGUGCGUCAAGACGUUCAUCUCGCUUUUCCACUUCCCCCAUCACACGUACAUGGACUCGUACAAGGCUCAGCUGGAGAAGCAGAUACGUGAGACUGUGCAGCUCUGCAGGCAGCCCCUCUUCAUCUUCGACGAGGCAGAGAAACUUCAUUUCAGCCUCCUGGACACCAUCAAGCCCUUCAUGGCUCACUACGACCACAAGGGCCAGGUGGAUUACCGGAGAUCCAUCUUCCUGUUCCUCAGCAAUCUCGGUGGGAACACCAUCAACGAGGUAGCCCUGGACUUCUGGCGAGCGGGCCGGGCGCGGGAGGAGAUCUCCGUGGAGUUCCUGGAGCAGCGGCUGCGGCUGGAGCUGCAGGAGCCUGCAGAGAACAGUUACGCCCGCAGCCACCUCAUCAAAGAGAACCUCAUUGACUUCUUCGUGCCGUUUCUGCCCCUGGAGUACCACCACGUGAAGCUCUGCGCACGGGAUGCUUUCCUGGCCCGUGGACUUCCAUACACCGAGGCAGCCCUGGAUGAGGUGGCCAGGAUGAUGGUGUUUGUCCCCAAAGAGGUGAAGCUUUUCUCCGCACAGGGCUGCAAAUCUAUAUCCCAGCGCAUCAAUUACUUCCUUCCUUGAAUACCACCAGGUGGGACUGCACCAGUGGUGAAGGUGGUGCCGCACAGUGGGUUACCCAGCCAGUGGGUUACCCAGCCGCGGCUUGCACAGGGACAGAGACUUAACCCCUUGUUACUCCGAGGGCUGUCUGCAGGGAAGGAGGCACCCCCCUGGGACACAGGGCAGCCUGCACCUGGCUGCCUUGGAAGCCCAUCCAGUGUUUCAAGGACCUUCUUUUAGCAGGUAGCAGCCUGAAGCGGUUGUGCUGACACUUUGUUUGGUGUGAGUGGGGAUGCCCAAAUCCUUGGUUCGUUAGCACGUCAUGAAGGUGGCCCUUGGACAGGCCGGUCCUGCUGAGGCAGUCCAGCAGAAGCCACAUCCUCAUCCCUGUCCCCGGUUUUCUCUGUCUCUUCACAUGAUUGCACAGAACUGUUUUGCUGGAGUUGGGGGGUUUUCUCUGUUGCUCUCCCACCUUCGCAAGGUGCCUGCUGCUGCUCAGGGAUGCGCACGCCAGGGCCGCGGUUUGUGCGGGGAGGCCCUUGUGUAGAGAAAAGGGUGGAAUGAUCUCCUCGGGAGGUGUCAGCUCCAUAGUCCCUCGCUUCAGUGUCCCUUCUCACUGGAGUCUUUCAUUCUAUGGAAGCAGCUGCGGGGAUGAGCUGAACUUCUGCCAAAAUUAUUUUUCUAAGCAGUUUGGCGAAAAGUCUGCUUGCUUCACUGCAAAAUGAAAAAAGCAGACACUAAUUCCCCUUUCAAGGCCAAAGGGUAGUUGAGGAGCAUGGUGGCUGAAGGAACAGGUUGCAGUUGAAUUCAGAUUUUUGGGGAUGUGGUAAACUUGGGGUUCUCUCUUUUCCUUCACCUUUCCCCUUUUCUCUCUCUCUCUCCUUUUCCCUUCUCUUUCCUUCCCCUUCCCCUUUUCUCUCUCCUUCCCCCUUCCCCCUCUCUCCUUUCCCCUUUUCUCUCUCUCCUUCCCCUCCCCUUUUCCCUCUUUCCCUUCUUUUUCUUUUCCUCUUACCUUUUGCUUUUCCCUUCUCUUUUUUUCCCUCCUUUUCCCCUUCCUUUUCCCUCCCCUUCCCUUUCCCCUCUCCCUCUCUUUUUUUUUCCCCUUCCCCCCCCCCUCUCUUCCUUUUCCCUCUCUCUGUGUUGCACGCUGUGGUGGUUUGGCUGGUGUCAGCGUUACCCCGCUGCAGGGCUGUUUGCUGUCUGGGUACUUGCCAGGCGAUAAGCGUGUUACAGCAGGACCAAAACAUCCUGCAGCCUUACGGGAACGGCUCUGUGACCUCUGGGUCAAAACUCCCUUCCAACACGGCGGUGCAGGGCGGCGAGGGGAGGCCGCGCACGCCAAGGCCAGGCUGGGCUCCCACCCGCGGCCCUUGGGUCUAUUUUAGGCUUUGUACCUCUCGGCGCUGCAGCAGAGCCCCUGGCAAAGCGCUGACCGGGCACACUGCCCAGGCGUGCCGGCUCUGAGCUCCACUCCCUGCGGGCACCGGCGGCUGCGGUCAGCCCGGACUGACCCCUUGUCUCCGGCCUGGCCCCGGGGCCCGUGCCAGCCUGGGCUGAUGGUUAAUCUCUUCACCACAAGCGUCAGGCCUAAAGCUCCAGCCCGAAACAGGUCGGCGGGAGCUGCGCCCCUGGGAAAUGUCGGUGGGCGCUGCGCCCCUCGGCGGGAGCUGCGCCCGUGGGUCAGGAUGCGGCCCCGCAGGGCACUGCACGGGCUGUGCUGUGUGACCUGGGCAGGCAGUUCGGACAGUUGUUAGUUAUUUGGUUGAAGGCUAUUUGCUUUAAAGGGUCUAUAAGCCAGGAUGACCUUAGACUUACUUUAGAUGACUUUUAGACUUACUUUUUUUAACUAGAGAAGUGUCUGUGCCCAGGUGAGGCUGGUGCUGCCUGGCGUGGCAGGGUGUCGCUUCGGCCAUUUCACCAGCUGGUAUGAAGUUGGCGUGUUAAGCGGUUCUCGCUCUGUCACUGAUUAAAGAGGUGGUGUCACUAAUGAGGGCAACUGUCAAACGGAUGAUGCAAGACCCUGCACGCUGUCAGGUCACAGGUGUAUGUUUCAGAAUUAAGUGAGCAUUUGAUUACGCAACCCCAGCAGCAAGAACCGCUCUCCUCUGACCCCCCACCAUGACAACAUUAAGUUUAAUUUAAGGCAUAAAUAAACUGCUUUUCUUUGAGAUCCAACAUAAUUAAAUUAUUUCUCUUUUAACAA